AUGACCAUUCGCGAGCAAAAUGCGUAUCUUACUAACUUACCCUAUAAAAGGUCUACAAUUGACCAGUCGCGAAAAAAUGCUUGUUUUUCCUUUUUCGAAUUUCCUUCGCAAAUUUUGUCCGUAAGUUAUUAUUUAACCUACAAGAGCAUACUAGAAUACUGUCUCAGCCAAGAGCCAGGAAAUUCUCAAUUUUCUGGUCAGUCCACUGAGUACUCCGGAAAAGAAAAGACUGAGAAAGAGGAAGGAAGAAAAACUGGAACGUCGGAAGUGUCAAAUUCGCUGAUUUCGAGAAAAUUUCCAGCCGAUAACUUCUGUCAGAGUUUGCUAACCGAGAUUCUACAGCGUCUUCUCCUCCCCCACUUGGACCGUCAUCGAAAAAGACAAAAGCUGACAGAAGUAGAAGCUUCGACACCGUUCCAGCCAAUACGAUGA
Molecule: messenger RNA, 432 nt
Organism: Caenorhabditis briggsae
Lineage: Eukaryota; Metazoa; Nematoda; Chromadorea; Rhabditida; Rhabditidae
Exons: 5
Coding region: 1-432 (143 amino acids)
Source: RefSeq, a predicted model, not a curated record